CCCAGCACCGCGGGGGAGAGACGGCCGCCCGCCCCGCGGGGGUGUGGAAAAAUGGCAAAGAGAAUUGCAGAGAAGGAACUGACUGACAGAAACUGGGAUCAGGAGGAUGAAGCUGAAGAGGUGGGAACAUUCUCAGUAGCCAGUGAAGAAGUCCUGAAGAACAGAGCUAUUAAAAAAGCAAAGCGACGAAACAUUGGAUCAGAGUCUGAAAGUGGAGGAGCUUUUAAAGGGUUUAAAGGCUUUAUAUUGCCUUCUGGAAAAGGAGGAGGUGGCUUCAGCGGAUUUGGUAAUGGUGCAGGAAUAAAGCCUUUAGAAGGGCUGUCUAAUGGAAGCAGUAGUGUCUCUAGCACUCCUUCUUUCAGCAGUUUAAAGACCACCUCUGAAACACAAUCAGCAUUUGGAUCCACAAUGUCAAAUGGUCCCACUACUACUGCAUUUACUGAGAAAAAGGCUGCAAGCCCAAAAGCUAAUGGUGGCAGUCAACCGUCCUCAUCUGGCUAUGCUCAGAGUAAAGUUUGUAGCUCUAGUGUUUACCACAAACAGUUAGCAGCUUUAAACUGUUCUGUGCGUGACUGGAUAGUUAAGCAUGUAAACACAAACCCACUGUGUGACCUGACACCAAUCUUCAGAGACUAUGAGAAGUAUUUAGCAAAUAUUGAACAGCAACAUGGAAGCAGUAGUGAUAGUGGCUCGGAAAACGAAAGCAACAAGACACCUGGCUCUCAGUCAGUUUCUACAUUUGGGAAUUCAAAGCUACAGCAAGGAUCAACAUUUUUGUUUAACAACAACAAAAGUGAGGAUACCUCGGACAAAAAACCUGAAGCUGCAUCAGAAAAAAAAGAUCCAUCUUUAGGAGCUACGUCAACUGUCUCAUUUAAUUUUGGCAAGAGUGUUGACAGUUCUGUUUUGGGUUCCCUUGGUUCAGGAACGCUUAGUAGUUUCUCAUUUUCUCCUGGAAAUUCAGGUUUGUUUGGAAAAGACGCAAACCAGGCUAAGUCUGUCACUGCAAUAUCCACCAAUGUAUUGGAAGCUCAGACAGAAAGUGGAAAUAGCGAUGAUAAAGGAGGGGAAGAGGAGGAGGAAGAGCCACCAAAAGUCAUUGUUAAUGAAAUAAAAGAGGAUGAUGCUUUCUACUCAAAGAAGUGCAAACUGUUCUACAAAAAGGAUAAUGAAUUUAAAGAAAAAGGUGUAGGAACAUUACACUUAAAACCCGCAGGAAAUGAAAAAACUCAACUCCUGGUCCGAGCAGAUACCAAUUUAGGAAACAUACUGUUGAAUGUUCUAAUUCCACCUAAGAUGCCAUGUACAAGAACCGGAAAAAACAAUGUUCUUAUAGUUUGUGUUCCUAAUCCACCGAUUGAUGAGAAGAAUCCAGCUGUUCCUGUCACUAUGUUAAUAAGGGUGAAAACAAGUGAGGAUGCAGAUGAGUUGCACAAAAUCUUACUGGAGAAAAAGGAGGCCUAAAUAAGUUGCAGUCAUUGAUUUGAGGAAUUAUUGCCAAACUGCUGCUGCUCUUUUUUUCUUCCAUAAUUUCACUUGAACACUUAACUCUUUAUUCUGAUAUUAAGAACUGUUACAGGAAUUCUGGAAAAAUUCUGUGAGGAAAAGCUAAACUAGCUAAUAAAAGCUUUAAUAGAACACAAGUCUUGGACUGUGCUCCCUCAUUUUUCAGUAUCUAAAUGCAGGACCUCUUCUGGAUAAAGCACAUUGAUUUAAAUUAAAGCGUACGUUUUUAACACCGAUUGAGUUGACCGAAUGGACUGAUAUCAGUACAAAAAUAUGGUACCAGAGCUUCCUCACAGACUGCCGUGCAAUGCAACAACCUCCUGUGUUGAGAAGGGAGGAUGUUGAAGUUUAACUGUUGAAACUGUUUCUGGACUCCAGAUUUUUAAUUUUAAUUGGUCUGUCAUAUUCUGGUGAGACUUAAUUUUUCAAACUUGGUGACAUCAGUGCACCCCAAGAACGACAGUGUGUAUAUUAUACUGUGUUUUAAUUCUUAACAGACUUGUGUGCUUUUGGGACUCGGAGACAGCAUCUCCAGAUAUUUAAAAGAAAAUUUGCUUGCGUAGUCUUGUUGACAGUAGUGUUUCUUAGAGAAGAACUGUCAGUUCUGUUCUUACUGUAGCAACAAGCUAAUGAUGUGCAAUAGUACAAGCAGACAACUGGAAGACUGUUCAUCUUGGACCACAACCACAGCUGGCGUUUGCUGACUUCUGACAAGUCAGAAGCAAAGGGUUGCAGUUGCACUUCCAUUAACAGUCCCUCCGAGGUAUUCUUCCCUAGUCCUUUGGGCUAAAACUGAAACCCAGCAGAGGCAGAGGUGUAAAUGUUGUUGUACUCGUCUUGCUUCUAGUACUUUUCUGAAGAUUCUCUUUUCACAAACAAAUUUCAGGAUUUUUAUAGAUCUUUAUAUUGCCUCUGGCCAUUACCAGGAAAUACAUGCAUAAAUGUGUAUCAGUAAUUAUUUUUCCCAUGUGCUAAAACUACAGUGCUUUACUGCAUUACAUUAAGCAGUAGUUUGCAGCUUUAGGGACAAGCUUUCUGUUGCAAGUAGGGAGCACUGGGUUAACUUACAACUUAGUUUUCAGCUGUGUUAAAAUGAACUGUGUGGCAAUAAUUUGUGGAUCAGAACAUCACCCUGUUCUCAGUUUCCAUCUCAAAUUUAUCAAGACUGUGUUUGGUUAUUUAAUCCUUUUUCAAAUCUUGUUUGCUGGAAACUCCUUCCCUAAUAGUUGUUUUUCUGCUUCACUUUCAGCUCUGGGAACUACCCAAGAGCUAGAUGUUAAUAUUAGACUUGAACUGCUCUUGGAUCUGUCACACUGACCAGCUCCAGGCAGAUGGAAGAAGCAUGCCAACCUGCCUCUGGCUAAUGCAACACAGAGGAAAAAAUCCUAUUCUUUAAAAAUGCAGCAUGAUGCAGUUCUCACAGGGGGCCUGGAAAUCCACAGUAGUGGCAUCCUGUGGGUGGGGAAAAAGGAGUAGCACCAUUUGAUUAGAUGCAGCACAUCUUACCUGCUCCCCACUGCUUGCGGGGACGGGGCUGGGGAGGAUGGGGGCAAAUGCCUGCCUUUAGUCCUAAAUCACUGUACAAUCCAGGUUAUGGCCUUUUUUUCCCCCUCUUAACUAAAUGGAGGAAAAACUUUAUAGGAUUUAUAGCCCUCUUGACCAAAGUUCAAAAACAAAGGCCUUCGCUUACAUUUCAGCUACACUGAGGUCACAGGAAUUGCAUUUCUGACACUCAAGUGUAAAGGGAGCUCAGAUUAUAUUUCAAAUAAUAUUUGAAAUAUGAAGUGGUGCCUUUUUUUUUUCAUUUGGCUCAGUACUUAAAAGUAAGUGACAUUACUUUCCUCAAAAUAAUGUGCUUUUUUAAAAAAAGUCUUGCCAAUACCUAAAUUGGAGGCCAAAAGCUGAAGGCAUGCAUAUUAAUUGCAUAUGAAUGAAAAGCAGAACAUUGCCUGAAAAGUUUAUUACAGGCUCAGGUUUUAACGUCCAAGGGCUCAGUUAAUUUUGCAUUUGUCUUCUGACUGUAGUGUCUUAAACACAUCACCAUGCAGAAAGAUUUUGAGGCUGGAGUGCUGGGUGUGGUAAGCAAUUUAUUAUGCAUCCCACUUGAAGAGCAGCUCCAUACAGAUUUAUCAGUGGUCUCAGGUUUCUGUUUGGUUUACUUCCGAAAGCUCAUGGCUAUGUAACUGUUUCUUCAUCCACUGAAGUGCGGACCAACUAACUUGAACAAGUGAGACAAACUGAACAUCCCGUGCAUCCUUCUGAUUUGCCUCUGAAGUGAGGCGGUCUUGGGGUUUUGCACACACGUAUUUGGCCCAAUUCUGAAGCUGGCAAACUGAAUAAUGGCUAGUGCAUCUCUGUCAUGUUUUCAAGGGUGGACAUUCUGAGGGUGAGCACAGAGUGUAUGGAAAAAUAAGUAGAAGAACAAUAAAUUGGGUUGGAAAAAUUAAACUUUACAAUAUCUAUGGUAACAAGUAAUACCUUCUAUUAGCCGUGGUAAAGACUAUUUGAGAUGAGACACCUUAAUUCUUUAGCAAUGUACGUAUUUAUCAGUAAAGCUAGGAGAAGGUAUAUAAUUUGAAUCUUGUGUUAAUUAGUAUGUCAAAUAUAUGCAUAAACACAAGAUUUUAAACAUUUUACACUGGGAAAGUUGCCACUAAAAGAAUAGGGAAGAAUUUUACUGCAAAUUAGAGAUUUUAAUCAAUAUCAUUGAUAGUGACCCUGCAAUUAUCUGGACCAUGAAGCAGGAAAAGGAAGCUGUGUACUUUUCACUUGGUGUUCAGUUAUAAAGCACAACCCUUCUCUAGUACUGUUAUAAAAACAAAUUUUUGAUAAAUGCUUCAGUUUCUAGUUAAGAAAUAGUAAAGUACAUAAAUACUGUAAAAAGCCAGAGAUUCUUACAUAGAAAUAAAGGCCUAAAAUGAGUUAAAAGCAAAAGUUAGUGGAGAACAUAGAAAUCAAUAUACUAAUGCCUUUGUUACAAAGUGGUACAUGCUAUUCAAGGAAGGAAUUUUGAUCAGAAUUCCAACUUAGUGAGGCAUUCCUGUAUCUUGGUAGAUACUUAAUAUGUUUUAGCAGCUGGAUAUCAGAUACCUGAUAUUAAAGAUGCAAGUUUCCUCCCUAAUUUGAGUUAAUGCUUUCACUUUUUCAGCUGUACAUAGGUGUUGGAGUGUCUUAAUGGAUCAUGCAUUCUUCCUUCUGCUGUGAUUUUGAAGUUUUGGCUGCGUAGAAAUCUUUCCUUUCCCUCUCACCUCCCCAAAAUAGAAAAUCAAGAUGUCUGCUGCUUUUAACUAUCAGAAUCAUCUGUGAGGGAGAUUAUUACAGUUGGUUUGAAUUUUAUUUUGAAAUAUUAAAUGGCUAUAUGCAGGGGGGUUUUUUUGUAAUGUUCUUAAAAUUAUCUAUUUGGGAGCACACCAGGUGUUCCUAUAAUCCCUUUUGGUUGAUGGAUGUGAAAACGUAAAUGAAAUUUACAGUUCAAAUGAACAUGUAGAACAUAAACCAAUUAGGAGGUACGCUUUACUGUUAAGAACUUCCAUUCAGCUCCCUUUGCAGCACUGUAACAUUUAAAAUGUCCUUAAAAGACUUACUUUCUGAUGCCUUAACUUAUUUGCAUUUGCUAAAAUUUUGUAGCUGGUGCCUGUGUGCAGAAGUUAACUCACAUUAAACAAUUCAAAGUGGCAUGAGCUAGCAUAAAUCCAAUGAAAAUGCUGAAUGUGACAAUUUGUUAAUUGUUAAUAGAUUUCAAACUGCUCUGAAUUUUUCAGUGGAUACUUAAGUUUCACAUAACUUGUCAUGUAACAAUGUUUUCAUUAGUUCUAAUACAUUGAGGAAGUGUACAAAAAUCCAUGGAAAAUGUGAAUAAAUGAAU
Molecule: messenger RNA, 5371 nt
Organism: Haliaeetus leucocephalus (bald eagle)
Lineage: Eukaryota; Metazoa; Chordata; Aves; Accipitriformes; Accipitridae
Gene: NUP50
Product: nucleoporin 50kDa
Exons: 8
Coding region: 52-1464 (470 amino acids)
Biological process (GO): protein import into nucleus
Cellular component (GO): nuclear pore
Source: RefSeq, a predicted model, not a curated record